Closterium sp. NIES-67 is the source of this 1756-nucleotide messenger RNA. The record is from the annotation of a GenBank genome assembly. NCBI's taxonomy places the organism in Eukaryota, Viridiplantae, Streptophyta, Zygnematophyceae, Desmidiales, Closteriaceae.
UGAGCUCCCAAAGCUGGCCCAAUCCUGUCUUCUCUCAAACGCAGCCAUCCGCACCUCGUAGCCCUAAGCGCGCCGAGUUCCGCACCUCGUAGCGCGAUCCCGCGUGACGGUCUGCAGCAGGCUAAUCUUUGCGCACUGUCGUUCGGGGCGGAAUGGGCGGCGACAGCGGGGGAGACCACGGAGGGACGUCCGGGGAUCCCGGCACCGGCAGCCGAUGCAGCAGCGCUUGCGGCAUCCGCGGACGCGCAGGCUGGCGGAAGGCGGCGUGGUUCGCGGCGCACGUAUGCGCGGCGGUGUGCGUGCGCGCGGGUUUGGCGCAGAUGGGGCUCGGGCGGUGGCUAGAGACGCGGCCCGAGGUGGUCUCCACUAUUAACUCUCGCGCCGCGUUGCUGGAAGCGCAUUGGCUCAUGGACCACGGCCUCUCGCCUUACUCUGGCCCUCACUUCCAGGCUUCUCCCGUCCUGCUGCUCCUGCCGCCCUGCGUCCUCUCGCCUCUCAGCUUCACUCUCCUUCUAACCGUAUCUGACAUCCUAGCAGCUGUUCUCCUCAUCCUCUCAGGAUCCCUCCUCCACCCCUCCUCUCCCUCCAACCCCUCCUCUUCCCCCAACACCUCCUCUCCUCCCCCCCCCUCUCUCCCACCACCUGUGGGCCUUGGGGCGUGGAGCGCCCUGCUUCUCCUCUGGAACCCUCUCUCUGCCGCUGCUGCCCUCGCUGGUGCCGCCUCCUCGCUCUUCUUGCUUCCGGUUGCCCUUGCACUCACUGCUGCUGCUGCUGGCAAUCCGCCUCUAGCAGCCAUGGGCAUGGCUCUAUCCAUCGCCCUCUCUCCUGCCUCUGUUGUGCUGAUAGUGCCUGUCCUGCUGCUGCUACUUAACGGCCGUUCCUCAACCGCCACGUCUCCUCCCCUUCCUCGCCCCUCUCCCCUGCAUCGCAACCCCCUUCUCUCCCCCUUCCUCCUCUUCCUCGCCCUCUGGUUACUCGUGCUUUCUGCCGCCUGCCACCUGCUGCUGCUGCCUCAUGGAGGGCUCCUGCCAGCCCUUUCCCAAGUUUUUCCGUUCGCGCUGCAACUAACAGACCUCACGCCUAAUCUCGGCUUGAGGUGGUAUUUCUUUGCUGAGGCCUUUGCCUACAUCCGCCCCUUCUACUCCUUCGUCUUCUCCGCCUCGCUGCUCCUCGUGCUGCCCCCUCUGGCCCUGCGCCUGCACCGUCGCCCCUUCUUCCUCGCCUUCGCUCUGCUCCUCUUCACCCACAUCGUCGCUCCUUACCCCGCUGUGGGGGAGUCGGGCGUCAUUCUUUCCCUGCUGCCACUCUUCCUCCCUCACCUCUCAGCCAUGCGGUUUGUGUUUAUCAUAUUCCUCGGCUACCUCCUAGUGCACACCAUGGGCCCUACCAUGUGGGACCUCUGGAUCCUCAAGAGCAUUGGUAAUGCCAACUUCUUCUUUGCUGUUGUGCUCAUCUUUGCUGCUAUUCAAGGAUUGCUUUUGGUGGAAGCUGUCCAUACAGUGUUGAUGCAUGAUCGCACCCUCAAGAAGCUCAAUCUUGCCUCACGUUUGCUCCAUGCAGCAUAAAAUUUUGUAACAAUCAUUGUGAGCUAUGGGAUUUGUUUGUUAAGUUGAAGCAACUGUAAGCUGGAAUCUAGAUACUGUUAAAUUAUAUACGGUAAGUUAGUAUAUCAUUGUAGGCUUGGUAGGCUUACUGAACCUUACUGUAGAGGGUACAACAUCCCUCCUUGUAUCCCUCUCUCUUCUAUUCUGAUCCU